CGAUAAAUCAUAUCGUUGGAAAGAAUCUCCCGUUUGAAGCACCAUGCGAUGGUUGGCCUAGUGGGAUGUGAUAGGUCGGUAUGGUGUUUACACCGACGUGACUUCCUGUGCCGUCACUCCUACAACAAUUUGCAAGAUUCGCCUUCCACCUGUCUGCCUUUUGCGCGAGCUGAAACCUGGCAUCUGUAUCAAGCUCACCGUCGCUCUCAGUUUGAACAUCGCCCUAUUAACGCCCCGUCGCCUUCAGGCUGUUGCCUCACAUGUCGCAGUCACCUGCAGAAAGAGCGAUCGAAGAAGAUGGCAAGACAGAAGCGCCACUCACAAUGGCAGCGUCCGUCAUUCUGACGCAUUUACCACGCGAUGCAUCGAAAGCUCUCGAGAUAGCAGGUAGUUUGCGCGUAGAAAAGAUUACAGUGCGUCUCCAGCCUAUCGGCUCAGCACCACAUCUGAACCAGAGAGUCUUCAAACUAUCCACAAACCAACGUUUCGAAACCAUCAUGCGAUUUCUACGCAAAAGACUAGGUGUGAAGGAGCACGAGAGCGUAUUCUGCUAUGUUGGCAGCGUCUUUUCGCCAGCGCUUGAUGAGGGUGUGGGGAAUCUUUGGACGUGUUUCAAACAGAACGAGGAGCUUGUUGUAGGCUAUGCAAUGUCACCAGCUUUUGGGUAACCUUUCAAUUCGAUCUAAUGCUUGCCUGCGCGAUCGCCGCGGCACAAACCCCCAUCCUAUCCUGACACCAAGCACCAAAAUCCAAAACAAGUCGCUACUGACGCAGCAGGGGUAUGUGGAAAUACAGCAAACCAAUCACCAACAACGAAAAUGAGGCUCUACUCUUUCUCGUUCACCG
Didymella exigua CBS 183.55 is the source of this 846-nucleotide messenger RNA. RefSeq names its product autophagy-related protein 12. The transcript is spliced from 3 exons. Lineage: Eukaryota; Fungi; Ascomycota; Dothideomycetes; Pleosporales; Didymellaceae. Gene Ontology annotation, cellular component: Atg12-Atg5-Atg16 complex; cytoplasm; phagophore assembly site membrane. Gene Ontology annotation, biological process: C-terminal protein lipidation; autophagy of mitochondrion; nucleophagy. The coding region runs from base 261 to 668 and encodes 135 amino acids. The record is from RefSeq and is a predicted model, not a curated record.